UUUAGCUCAUUUCAAUAUGUCCUGUCGUCAAGAUACAGACUGUGUCUGACCGUGAAGCUGAAAUUGUAUAAUCAUUUUUCAGUAGGGUGAAAUUAUUUGCUUUAUAAUAAAUCAGGAAUAAAUGCUGUGCCAUUCGGCAUCACAUGGUGCCAGUAAAACGCCGGAAAACGAGUGAUAACGUGGUGACGCCACCGAACAAAAAAAUCAUAAGAGGCAUCCCAUUCGACUCACACCAGAACAGACCAAACCUUUUUCCUCUCUGGAGUAACAGUUUCACCACGCAGUGGCGAUCAGACGAAUGCUUUAUUUUUGCAAGGCUGCUGAUGAGACGAGUUUCAAAUAGCUGGAUGUAUGUAUAUUUCGAUGCGUUUAUUUUCGCGGAACGCAUUUUCUCGUGACAUGACGGAACAAAGAGGACAUCAGACAAUGUGGGUUUCCUGCUUGAUGCUUCUGAUUUUCAGCCGCGUGUCGGGACAAAUUAGAUACUCUAUCUCGGAGGAAGUAAAGGAAGGUACUGCUGUUGGGAAUAUCGCGAAGGAUUUGGGUCUCGACAGGGCCACGCUGAAAGAAAGAGCCUACCGAAUUGUGCGUGGCACAGCGGAGCCCCCCUUUCGCGUGAAUCAGGAUGACGGCGUCUUGUAUGUGAACGGCAACAUUGACAGAGAACAAGUGUGUGACCGCAGCAAGGUUUGUGUGAUCGAGUUAAAAACCGUCCUGGAAAACCCACUCGAGGUACACUAUGUGGCCGUGGAGGUUGCGGACAUAAACGACCACGCACCAAGCUUCCCGGAGCAGGAAAAGACGUUGGAGAUGUUUGAAUCUGCGCUCCCGGGGGCGAGGCUUCAGCUGCAGGCUGCGCGCGAUGGAGACACGGGCGCCCUGUCCGUGCAACACUACAAGCUAAGCCCCAACGAGCACUUUCGUUUGGAGGUGAAAGAUCGAGGCGAGGAUCGUAAAACGCCCACUUUGGUUCUCCAAAAAUCCCUGGACAGAGAAUCCGUCAAGACUCACGUGUUAUUUUUAACAGCCACGGAUGGGGGAAAACCUCCACUCUCCGGCAACAUGACAAUAAUAGUGGAGGUGUCUGACGUCAAUGAUAAUCCCCCAGUUUUCACUCAGGAGCCAUACAUUGCGUAUUUAAAUGAGAAUUCCGCUCUCGGGACGAUAGUGGUGCGAGUGAACGCAACAGAUUUAGACGAAGGCUCAAAUGGUGAAGUGGUUUAUUCUUUUGGCAAUGACGUGGAUUCCCGCACGCGAGCUCGUUUUAAUUUAAAUCACGUGACAGGGGUGGUGACUGUGGCAGGUCCGAUAGAUUUUGAAGAGUGCGACAAGUACGAGAUAGACAUACAGGCUUCCGAUAAAGCAGUGGCGACACUGUCGACAGACAAAAGUGUCAUCAUCCAUAUUGUUGACAUAAAUGACAACGCUCCUGACAUUGAAGUGACGUCAUUUUCCAACGCGUUGCCAGAAGAUGCAAAAGCGGGGACCACCGUCGCAUUAAUAAGUGUUAAAGAUUUAGAUUCUGGUCUGAAUGGGAAAGUUAUUUGUCAUACAAGUCCAGAUGUUCCCUUCAUGCUGUCGCCAUCCUUACAGAAGAAUAUGUAUUCCCUGGUUACAAGGCAACUUUUGGAUAGAGAACAGCAGGCACAUUUUAGCGUCAAAAUUUUAGCCAAAGAUGCAGGAGACCCAUCUUUAUCCUCGGACAAAACUAUACAAAUUACUGUGUCUGAUGUAAAUGAUAACAGUCCCGAAUUCUCCCAGAGCACAUUUAUAUUUUACAUUAAUGAAAAUAACACUCCUGGCAAUUCUAUUUUAUCGGUGACAGCCCAUGACUAUGAUGAAGGGAGCAAUGCUGUGAUCGAGUAUCAGAUAUUAAGAAAUAGAGGAACUGAUCGUUUGUUCUCCUCCUUUUUGAAUGUUAAUCGUGAAACAGGAGAAGUGUCAGCACUAAAAAGUUUUGACUUUGAGACGGUGAAAAGUUUCCAUUUCCAAGUGGUGGCCACCGAUGGUGGAAGUCCUCCACUGAGCAGCAACGUGACAGUGAAGGUGUUCAUUCUGGAUCAGAACGACAACGCUCCAGUCAUCCUGUAUCCAGUCAGCGCCAACGGUUCUGCCGAAGGGGUGGAGGAAAUUCCCCGGAAUCUCAAAGCAGGAGACUUGGUGACUAAAGUCCGAGCCUAUGAUGCCGAUAUCGGAUAUAACGGCUGGUUGCUGUUUUCGCUGCAGCAAGUCAGCGACCACAGUCUGUUUUCUUUGGACCGAUACACGGGCCAGAUCCGAACACUUCGCUCCUUUACGGAGACGGAUGAGGCUGAGCAUCGAUUGCUCAUCCUGGUCAAAGACAACGGCAACGUGUCACUCUCGGCAACAGCGACUGUGACCAUCAAACUUGUGGAGCCCAAAGAGGCUUUUGCAGCUUCCGACAUCAAAAGUGCAGCAAAAGUGGACGAGGAGGACAACGUGACUUUUUAUCUCAUCGUCACUUUGGGCUCGGUGUCGCUCCUUUUUGUCAUCAGCAUCAUCGUGCUGAUCGCCAUGCAGUGCUCCAAAUCCACACAGUACACGUCCAAAUAUCUGCAAGACGCCAAUUAUGAUGGCACGCUGUGUCACAGCAUCCAGUACAGAUCAGGAGACAAGCGCUACAUGUUAGUCGGACCCAGAAUGAGUAUCGGUUCCACCGUAGUCCCGGGCAGCCAUGCCAACACUCUGGUGCUCCCUGACAGGAGACACACUUCCGGGGAGGUAAGACCGUUAUUUUUUUCUACAUUGGUGGCCACCGAUGGUGGAAGUCCUCCACUGAGCAGCAACGUGACAGUGAAGGUGUUCAUUCUGGAUCAGAACGACAACGCUCCAGUCAUCCUGUAUCCAGUCAGCUCCAACGGUUCUGCCGAAGGGCUGGAGGAGAUUCCCCGGAACCUGAAAGCUGGAGACUUGGUGACUAAAGUCCGAGCCUAUGACGCUGAUAUCGGAUAUAACGGCUGGUUGCUGUUUUCAUUGCAGCAAGUCAGUGACCACAGUCUGUUUUCUUUGGAUCGCUACACGGGCCAGAUCCGAACACUUCGCUCCUUCACGGAGACGGAUGACGCUGAGCAUCGACUGCUCAUCCUGGUGAAAGACAAUGGCAACGUGUCACUAUCGGCAACAGCCACUGUGAUCGUCAAACUUGUGGAGCCCAAAGAGGCUUUUGCAGCUUCCGACGUCAAAAGUGCAGCAAAAGUGGACGAGGAGGACAAUGUGACUUUUUAUCUCAUCAUCACUUUGGGGUCAGUGUCGCUCCUUUUUGUCAUCAGCAUCAUCGUGCUGAUCGCCAUGCAGUGCUCCAAAUCCACAGAGUACACUUCCAAAUAUCUGCAAGACGCCAAUUAUGAUGGCACGCUGUGCCACAGCAUCCAGUACAGAUCAGGAGACAAGCGCUACAUGCUCGUCGGACCCAGAAUGAGUAUCGGUUCGACCGUAGUCCCCGGCAGCCACGCCAACACUCUGGUGCUCCCUGACAGGAGACACACUUCAGGGGAGAAUGGACCAGUGAUGAUUUUCCGUAUCACCAUGGAACAAAGAGGCGCGCAGCAAUGGGCGAGACGCUGCUUGCUCGGGUGCGUGGCUGCGGUGCUUUUGUGUAGCGUGGCUUCGGCGCAAUUAAGAUACUCGAUCUCCGAGGAAGUCGAAGAAGGAAAUGUGGUUGGGAAUGCCGCAAAAGAUCUCGGAUUGGAUAGAAAUACGCUGAAAGAGCGCAAGUAUCGGAUUGUUUCCAGUCGUGCGGAGCCUCUUUUUCACGUGAGUCAGACCGAUGGCGUCCUUUAUGUCAGCAGAAAGAUCGACAGGGAAAAGGAGUGCCCGCAAAGCAGUACAUGUUUGAUCAGCUUAAAAACCGUGCUGGAAAACCCACUGGAGGUCCACUAUGUUGGAGUGGAGGUGCUGGAUAUCAAUGAUCAUAGUCCCAGUUUUCCCGAGGAAGAAACAAAACUCGAUAUUUCAGAGUCAGUGUUGCCUGGAGCAAGAUUUCAGCUACCGGCUUCGAAGGAUGGAGACAGUGGUCCGUAUGCUGUUCAGCAAUAUAAAUUAAGUGACAAUGAACAUUUUCGUCUGGAAGUUAAAGAUAAAGGUAAAGAUGGCAAAAUUCCCAUCUUGGUUGUUAAAAAAUCUUUAGACCGGGAGAAAACGGGGCAUGUUCCGUUAGUGUUAACUGCACUGGAUGGCGGUAGACCUCCAGAAACUGGCGAAAUUAAUAUUUCAAUAAAUGUGUUAGAUGUUAAUGAUAAUGUGCCUGUUUUCUCCAAAGAAGUUUAUUCAGUGACACUCGAUGAAAAUGCUGUAAUUGGAACGACUGUUAUCCAAGUCAAUGCCACUGAUUUAGAUGAAGGCCCAAAUGGAGAUGUAGUUUAUUCUUUCAGCAAGAAUAAUCAAAAUGUAAUGCAUUUAUUUGACAUCUUCAUAAAUACUGGUGAGAUUGUUGUGAAAGGACCUAUAGACUAUGAAGAAAACGACAUAUUUGAAAUUGAAAUCCAGGCAUCAGAUAAAGGCCUUGCUCCACUAACAACAGAAAAAAGUGUCAUCAUCAAGAUAGUCGACGUUAAUGACAAUGCCCCUGAGAUUGAAGUGACAUCAUUUUCCAGUUUGAUUCCCGAAGAUUCCAGACCUGGGACGACCGUUGCUCUCAUCAGUGUGAAUGACUUGGACUCUGGUCUCAACGGGAAAGUGAUUUGCUCCAUCGGUGAGGAUGUUCCUUUUGCUUUGUCGCCAUCAUCACAAGACAAAAUGUAUUCUUUAGUGACCAAAUCACCUUUGGACAGAGAGAAAAAGUCUGAAUAUGGCAUAUCAGUAGUUGCAAGAGACGCUGGUCAACCUGCACUCUCAUCUGAAAAGACAAUCAGUGUUUUCAUUUCAGACGUGAAUGAUAACAGUCCAGAGUUUUCAUCCAGUCCUUAUACGUUUUAUCUUAGUGAGGGCAACAAUGCAGGGGGGCCCAUAUUUUCUGUCAAAGCUUUUGAUAACGAUGAGAAUGAGAAUGCGAAAAUUUCAUAUCAUAUUGUCAGAGAUGGAAGAGGUGACAACAAACUGUCUUCAUUUCUAAGUAUAAAUAGCGAAAAUGGACAAAUAUCAGCUUUAAAAAGUUUUGACUUUGAGACGCUGAAAAGUUUCCAUUUCCAAGUGGUGGCCACCGAUGGUGGAAGUCCUCCACUGAGCAGCAACGUGACAGUGAAGGUGUUCAUUCUGGAUCAGAACGACAACGCUCCAGUCAUCCUGUAUCCAGUCAGCUCCAACGGUUCUGCCGAAGGGGUGGAGGAGAUUCCCCGGAAUCUCAAAGCAGGAGACUUGGUGACUAAAGUCCGAGCCUAUGACGCCGAUAUCGGAUAUAACGGCUGGCUGCUGUUUUCACUGCAGCAAGUCAGCGACCACAGCCUGUUUUCUUUGGACCGAUACACGGGCCAGAUACGAACACUUCGCUCUUUCACGGAGACGGACGAGGCUGAGCAUCGACUGCUCAUCCUGGUCAAAGACAACGGCAACGUUUCACUCUCAGCAACAGCCACCAUGACAGUCAAGCUCGUAGAGCCCAAAGAGGCCUUUGCGGCUUCCGAUGUCAAAAGUGCAGCAAAAGUGGACGAGGAGGACAACGUGACUUUUUAUCUCAUCAUCACUUUGGGCUCGGUGUCGCUCCUUUUUGUUAUCAGCAUCAUCGUGCUGAUCGCCAUGCAGUGCUCCAAAUCCACAGCUUACACUUCCAAAUAUCUGCAAGACGCCAAUUAUGAUGGCACGCUGUGCCACAGCAUCCAGUACAGAUCAGGAGACAAGCGCUACAUGCUCGUCGGACCCAGAAUGAGUAUCGGUUCGACCGUAGUCCCGGGCAGCCACGCCAACACUCUGGUGCUCCCUGACAGGAGACACACUUCCGGGGAGAUGGACGUGAACGACAACAGUCCAGAAUUUUCAUCCAGUCCUUAUACGUUUUAUCUUAGUGAGGGCAACAAUGCAGGGGCCCCCAUAUUUUCUGUCAAAGCUUUUGAUCACGAUGAGAAUGAGAAUGCAAAAAUUUCGUAUCAUAUUCUCAGAGAUGGAAGAGGUGACAACAAACUGUCUUCAUUUCUAAGUAUAAAUAGUGAAAAUGGACAAAUAUCGGCACUAAAAAGCUUUGACUUUGAGACGCUGAAAAGUUUCCAUUUCCAAGUGGUGGCCACCGAUGGUGGAAGUCCUCCACUGAGCAGCAACGUGACAGUGAAGGUGUUCAUUCUGGAUCAGAACGACAACGCUCCAGUCAUCCUUUAUCCAGUCAGCUCCAACGGUUCUGCCGAAGGGGUGGAGGAGAUUCCCCGCAACCUGAAAGCAGGAGACUUGGUGACUAAAGUCCGAGCCUAUGACGCCGAUAUCGGAUAUAACGGCUGGUUGCUGUUUUCGCUGCAGCAAGUCAGCGACCACAGUCUGUUUUCUUUGGACCGCUACACGGGCCAGAUCCGAACACUUCGCUCCUUCACGGAGACGGACGAGGCUGAGCAUCGACUGCUCAUCCUGGUCAAAGACAACGGCAACGUUUCACUCUCAGCAACAGCCACUGUGAUCGUCAAGCUCGUUGAGCCCAAAGAGGCUUUUGCAGCGUCCGACGUCAAAAGUGCAGCAAAAGUGGACGAGGAGGACAAUGUGACUUUUUAUCUCAUCAUCACCUUGGGCUCGGUGUCGCUCCUUUUUGUCAUCAGCAUCAUCGUGCUGAUCGCCAUGCAGUGCUCCAAAUCCACAGAGUACACGUCCAAAUAUCUGCAAGACGCCAAUUAUGAUGGCACGCUGUGUCACAGCAUCCAGUACAGAUCAGGAGACAAGCGCUACAUGCUCGUCGGACCCAGAAUGAGUAUCGGUUCGACCGUAGUCCCGGGCAGCCACGCCAACACUCUGGUGCUCCCUGACAGGAGACACACUUCAGGGGAGUUGUGUUUCAUCAUGGAACAAAGAGGAUGCGAGGCGAGGAGCGCGCAUUUGCGAUGGGUCUACUGCGUGGUUGCUGUGCUUUUGUGGCGUGGCACCUCGGCUCAAUUGAGAUACUCAGUCCCUGAGGAAGUCAAGGAAGGAACUAUCGUCGGAAAUGUUGCGAAAGAUUUGGGAUUAGACAGGAGCACGUUGAAAGAACGGAAAUACCGGAUUGUUUCGAGCGCCACCGAGCCUCUUUUCCGCCUCGGAGAGAAUGAUGGCAUCCUGUACGUAAGCAGGAAGAUUGACCGGGAGGAGGUAUGCGAACGGAGCACUGCGUGUGUAAUUAAUUUAAAAACGGUGCUCGAACACCCGCUGGAGGUGCACUAUGUUGGAGUAGAAGUCGUGGAUAUUAAUGAUCACUCUCCCAAUUUCCCGGGGGAAAUGAAGACUUUGGACAUCCCCGAGUCGGUGCAUCCUGGAAUGCGAAUUCCACUCAAAGCGGCACACGAUGCAGACAGUGGCCCUUUCUCUGUCCAGCAGUAUAAACUUAGCACAAAUGAUCAUUUCCGUUUGGAAAUUAAAGAUAAAGGAGACAAUGAAAAAAUUCCAAUAUUGAUUGUGCAAAAAUAUUUGGACAGGGAGGCAGCCGGAAGUCAUUCAUUAGUGUUAACUGCACUUGAUGGAGGAAAACCUCCCAAAACAGGUGAUAUUAAUAUUUUAAUAAAUGUAUUAGACACUAAUGAUAAUUCGCCUGUUUUCUCUUCAGAUGGAUAUUCUGUGACACUUUAUGAAAAUGCUCCAGUAGGCACAACCAUUAUUCAAGUAAAUGCAACCGACUUAGACGAAGGCCCAAAUGGAGAGGUUGUUUAUGCAUUUAGCAACAGCGUCAGUCAUAGAUUAUUAGAUCUUUUUGGAAUUAAUCAUCUAACAGGCGCAAUAACAGUGAAAGGAAUUAUUGACUUUGAGGAAAAAGACAAAUAUGAUAUUGAAAUCCAAGCGUCAGAUAAAGGUUCCCUACCAUUAACAACAGAAAAAAGUGUCAUCAUCAAGAUCGUUGACGUGAAUGACAAUGCACCUGAGAUUGAAGUGACAUCAUUUUCCAGUUCCAUUCCUGAAGAUUCCAGACCCGGGACAACCGUUGCGCUCAUCAGUGUGAAUGACUUGGACUCUGGUCUCAACGGGAAAGUGAUUUGCUCCAUCGGUGAGGAUGUUCCUUUUGCUUUGUCGCCAUCAUCACAAGACAAAAUGUAUUCUUUAGUGACCAAAUCACCUUUGGACAGAGAGAAAAAGUCCAAAUAUGACAUAUCAGUAGUUGCAAGAGACGCUGGUCAGCCUGCACGCUCAACUGAAAAGACAAUAAGUGUUCUCGUUUCAGAUGUGAAUGAUAACAGUCCAGAAUUUUCAUCCAGUCCUUAUACUUUUUAUCUUAGUGAGGGCAACAAUCCAGGGGCCCCCAUCUUUUCUGUCAAAGCUUUUGAUCAUGAUGAGAACGAGAAUGCUAAAAUUUCGUAUCAUUUUCUCAGAGAUGAAAGAGGCGACAACAAACUGUCAUCAUUUCUAAGUAUAAAUAGUGAAAAUGGACAAAUAUCAGCUUUAAAAAGUUUUGACUUUGAGACGCUGAAAAGUUUCCAUUUCCAAUUGGUGGCCACCGAUGGUGGAAGUCCUCCACUGAGCAGCAACGUGACAGUGAAGGUGUUCAUUCUGGAUCAGAAUGACAACGCUCCAGUCAUCCUGUAUCCAGUCAGCUCCAACGGUUCUGCCGAAGGGGUGGAGGAGAUUCCCCGCAACCUGAAAGCAGGAGACUUGGUGACUAAAGUCCGAGCCUAUGAUGCCGAUAUCGGAUAUAACGGCUGGCUGCUGUUUUCGCUGCAGCAAGUGAGUGACCACAGUCUGUUUUCUUUGGAUCGCUACACUGGCCAGAUCCGAACACUUCGCUCCUUCACGGAGACGGACGAGGCUGAGCAUCGACUGCUCAUCCUGGUCAAAGACAACGGCAACGUUUCACUCUCUGCAACAGCGACUGUGACUGUCAAACUCGUAGAGCCCAAAGAGGCUUUUGCAGCUUCCGAUGUCAAAAGUGCAGCAAACGUGGACGAGGAGGACAACGUGACUUUUUAUCUCAUCGUCACUUUGGGCUCGGUGUCGCUCCUUUUUGUCAUCAGCAUCAUCGUGCUGAUCGCCAUGCAGUGCUCCAAAUCCACAGCUUACACUUCCAAAUAUCUGCAAGAUGCCAAUUAUGAUGGCACGCUGUGUCACAGCAUCCAGUACAGAUCAGGAGACAAGCGCUACAUGCUAGUCGGACCCAGAAUGAGUAUAGGUUCGACCAUAGUCCCGGGCAGCCACGCCAACACUCUGGUGCUCCCUGACAAGAGACACAAUUCCGGGGAGGUAAGACAUAAUCUAUUUGUACCUCUGGUUUAUCUGAAUUUCUUAGAAUUUUUUUUUAAAGGAACAUUUUUUGAGGACUUAAGGUUGAGCCAACAUUUAUCAUUCAAAUUUAGACUAUUCCAAACCAAAGGUUUAUUUUUUGGAGAGUUAACAGCACUAUGACCAAAAUGUUGUCAGACAAA
This is a messenger RNA of Hippocampus comes (tiger tail seahorse), 9467 nucleotides long. Its product is annotated as protocadherin Fat 4-like. NCBI's taxonomy places the organism in Eukaryota, Metazoa, Chordata, Actinopteri, Syngnathiformes, Syngnathidae. The transcript has 6 exons. Bases 352 to 9447 code for a protein of 3031 amino acids. The record is from RefSeq and is a predicted model, not a curated record. Gene Ontology annotation, biological process: homophilic cell-cell adhesion. Gene Ontology annotation, cellular component: plasma membrane. Gene Ontology annotation, molecular function: calcium ion binding.